GGUGGCGGAGGGCGACCAUGGCGGAGGCGGAGGCCGGCGGCGACGACGCCCGGUGCGUGCGGCUGAGCGCCGAGCGGGCCCAGGCGCUGCUCGCCGACGUGGACACGCUGCUGUUCGACUGCGACGGCGUGCUGUGGCGCGGCGAGACGGCCGUGCCCGGCGCGCCCGAGGCCCUGCAGGCGCUGCGGGCCCACGGCAAGCGCCUGGGCUUCAUCACCAACAACAGCAGCAAGACCCGCGCGGCCUACGCCGAGAAGCUGCGGCGCCUGGGCUUCGGCGGCCCGGCGGGGCCCGGCGCCGGCCUGGAGGUCUUCGGCACGGCCUACUGCACGGCGCUCUACCUGCGCCAGCGCCUGGCGGGCGCGCCGGCCCCCAAAGCCUACGUGCUGGGCAGCCCGGCCCUGGCCGCCGAGCUGGAGGCCGUGGGCGUCGCCAGCGUGGGCGUGGGGCCCGAGCCGCUGCAGGGCGACGGCCCCGGCGACUGGCUGUCCGCGCCGCUGGAGCCCGGCGUGCGCGCCGUGGUGGUGGGCUUCGACCCGCACUUCAGCUACAUGAAGCUCACCAAGGCCGUGCGCUACCUGCAGCAGCCCGGCUGCCUGCUCGUGGGCACCAACAUGGACAACCGGCUGCCGCUGGAGAACGGCCUCUUCAUCGCGGGUACCGGCUGCCUGGUCCGAGCCGUGGAGAUGGCCGCGCAGCGCCAGGCCGACGUCAUAGGGAAGCCCAGCCGCUUCAUCUUCGACUGCGUGUCCGAGGAGUACGGCAUCGACCCGGAACGCACCGUCAUGGUGGGCGACCGCCUGGACACCGACAUCCUGCUGGGCGCCACGUGCGGCCUGAAGACCAUCCUCACCCUCACGGGCGUCUCCACGCUGGGGGAUGUGAAGCGGAAUCAGGAAAGUGACUGCGUGUCUAGGAAGAAGAUGGUCCCCGACUUCUACGUGGACAGCAUAGCCGACCUCUUGCCCGCCCUUCAGGGUUAAAGGCUGUGUCAUUCGUCUGCAGAAUUUAAAAAAAAAAAAAAAAAAAAAAAAAGCAGAAAUGGACGCCAGUCAGCAGAUGAGUAGGUGGGGCUCCGCUCCGGCUCGCGGGCAGCUCGGAGCAGGGCCACGCCAGCCCCUGAACUGGCAGGUGGGCGUCCGGCGGGCAGGCUUGUCUUCUGAGACGCAGCGUGCAGCUUGGCGGGCGCUGCGGGGCCGAGGCCUGGGCUUCUGCAGGCUCAGGUCAGCUCUGCGUUUUACGGAAAACUUCAUUCAGGGAGGAAGACCCCCGUGGAGGACCGCGGGAGGAGGGGCUGUCCCGACUGAACCAGCUGUGCACCUGCAGGGGGGCGUGGGGUGGGAGGGGCUGCCCUCGCACCCCACUGCCUUUGUGAAAACCACUUGGAUGUCACAGGUGUCUGUUCCACUGCGGCUCCCCACACCCAGCCCUCGGCUGCCCGAGUGGACCUGUAGACCCUGCUGAGCUCCGUGGCCGAGGGUGUGGACGCCUCGGGCUGAACCCUGAGCUGUCCGCCGGGAGCUGGGAGCAGUGUGUGGAGCAAAAGCUUUUUUUUUUUUUUUUUUUUUUAAACUUUGGAACAAGUUUGUCAUGUGUUGAAGUCGAGUCUAAAGUGUGUUAAUAGCUGUGCUGUCCCAUAGAGAAGCUCCCACUGACGAAGUCUCCGUGGCUAAAGGCCUGUGCUGGCCAAGGAAUGCCUGUCACCCAGGGUGCCCUCUGGGUCGGCAGGAAGGCGGGUCUCUUCCACUCCUCCCAUUCCCUGGGGUGGGGCGGGGCUUGUGGCCAUGGGGGGCGAGUAGCUGGUGAGCGGAGUGGUGGGGCAGGCACGGCCAGAGGCUGGGAGGCCAGAGGCUGGGAAGCCGUGCCUUGUGGUCGACCCCUCCCGGUGCCUCGCCCUGCGCCCAGCGGCUUCCACGGCUGCAGGUCACAACGUUCCUUCGCUUGUCCACCAAGUUCUCAGUAACGGGCAAGCAGAGCCGCGCUCCUGGGCGCCGGGCCGGGCGCGUGCCUGUGACGUCGGUGGUGCCGACGCUGGCCGUGCGAGGUCAGCUCAGGGUGGGACUGGACAUGGAGCAGGCCUGUCAGGGCGCCUCACCCACACCAGGAGCACGCGGCACCUUCCUCCUGCCAGGGGCUGGCCUGGGAGCCACGCUGCCCACCGCUGUGUGACCUGAAUGCACAUUAAAUUCUCCAGCCACACUGCCUCGGGUGUUCCUU
Molecule: messenger RNA, 2217 nt
Organism: Lepus europaeus (European hare)
Lineage: Eukaryota; Metazoa; Chordata; Mammalia; Lagomorpha; Leporidae
Gene: PGP
Product: phosphoglycolate phosphatase
Exons: 2
Coding region: 18-983 (321 amino acids)
Cellular component (GO): cytoplasm
Molecular function (GO): sn-glycerol 3-phosphatase activity
Source: RefSeq, a predicted model, not a curated record